AUGCAGACCUCUACCGCCGCACCAGCUUUCACAGCUGAUAUCCCGACACUCCUCUCAAUCGUUACCGCUCUCUCGAUAAUGCCCGUUGCCUACAUCCUCAGCACCACCUUCAUCCCAUCCGGACAGCUGCGCAACCGCAUUCUCUUCUUCUGGCAUGCCUACGAUGCAGGCACCCACCUCCUCAUCGAGGGAGCCUUCCUCUACCACUGCUUCUUCAGCUACAAGCAGCUUGCACCGGGUGAAACGAUACCAGGAGUGUAUGGACCACCGUACUUCCUCAACCGUCCUGAUCGAGCGUACGGGCCUGCCUACGGUGUGGGAGCCACUGCGAGAAUGUGGCAGGAAUAUGGCAAAGCCGACGCCCGAUGGCUAGGUGCCGACCUGUGUGUGGUCUGUCUUGAGAUAUUGACGGUGUUUAUCGGCGGUCCGUUGGCGGUAUAUAUCUGCUACUUGCUGACUAGAGCUUCGUCGACGAGCACUUCGGCCGCCUCCAGGGCGGGGUAUUCUGGCUGUUUGUGGUUUUCAUCCAUCGUUCUGGCCGUGGGGGAGCUGUAUGGAGGAUUCAUGACUUUUGGGCCCGAGUGGUUUUCCGGGAGCGUUGGUUUGGAGACGAGUGACCCUGUAUAUUAUUGGCUGUAUCUGGUGUUCUUCAAUGUUCUUUGGGUCAUUGUGCCGCUCUGGGUGCUUUCUGUUGCCUUUGGGGAGAUCAAGGUGGCUUUUACGACUGCUUCUGCUGCCGGCAAGCGCAGCACCAAGAAGUUCAAUUGA
Microsporum canis CBS 113480 is the source of this 768-nucleotide messenger RNA. RefSeq names its product EBDP3. The transcript has a single exon. Gene Ontology annotation, biological process: sterol metabolic process. The record is from RefSeq and is a predicted model, not a curated record. Lineage: Eukaryota; Fungi; Ascomycota; Eurotiomycetes; Onygenales; Arthrodermataceae. Gene Ontology annotation, cellular component: endoplasmic reticulum; membrane. Gene Ontology annotation, molecular function: cholestenol delta-isomerase activity. The coding region runs from base 1 to 768 and encodes 255 amino acids.